CUUUAUGGGAUACCAGCAACUGCAGACCCUCCCAGGCACUUCAGGGUGGUUUGAGACCCCAACCUUUGAAUGGGCUUGUCUCAGUCCCCACCAAAGCAGGCCUUGUCCCUGUUCCCCCAGCCCUGCUGCCCCUCGCCCCUGACAGGCUUGGGAUCAAUUGGCUCAAUAGCCACAACCAGCUGUGGUUGCUCAGAUGUUGCACGCUCCCUGAAGGGGGCUGAUGCCUCAGCCAGCCCUUCUGCUGAGAGGCACAAGGAACUUCCCUGCCAAACUCUGCUUCAGUUUCCCCCUUUGCAGAUGAGCUCUGGGCAAUGCUGAGCUUGCCAAAGACCAGGCUGAUCCCCGAAGGGCUCCUGGUCCCUCUGAUUCUUCUUCCAUGGAGGGAGCUCAGAGCAGCUGAAUUCACCUUGGGUGGAGAUGCCCACCCUGGUCCCCGGGGGGGAUGCCUCUGGGGAUCCUCAGGCUUCCGAGUGCCUCUGCACAUCCCCAGCUCUGCUCUUGCCUCCAGAUGCCGAGAAGACCCCAGGCUACUGGAAUGAAGGGGCCAGGAGGAGGCUGAAGUCAGCCCUGACAUUGCAGCCAGUGGCACAGCGGGCCAAAAACAUCAUCCUCUUCGUGGGUGAUGGCAUGGGGCUGUCCACCAUGUCGGCAGCUCGGAUCUACAAGGGGCAGCUGGCUGGCGGCUCGGGCGAGGAGAACAUCUUGGCCAUGGAGACAUUUCCCCACCUGGCCCUGGCCAAGACCUACACCAUCGACCGGCAGGUGCCCGAUAGCGCUGGCACAGGCACAGCCUACCUCUGUGGGGUGAAGGCCAAUGCCAAGACGCUGGGGCUGAGUGGGGCAGCUGUCUAUGGCAAAUGCCGCACUACCUUUGGCAAUGAGGUGGACUCCAUCCUGCACCGGGCCAGGCUGGAAGGCAAGUCGGUGGGCAUCGUGACGACCACGCGGGUGCAGCAUGCAUCCCCAGGGGCAGCUUAUGCCCACUCGGCCAGCCGGAGCUGGUACGCCGACGCCAACAUGCCCAAGGAGGCAUUGCGGGAUGGCUGCAAGGACAUCGCCUACCAGCUGGUGCACAACACAGACAUCAACGUGAUCCUGGGUGGCGGGAGGAUGUACAUGACCCCCAAGCGGACCGCAGACCCCGAGUACCCAGAGGACCCGGCUCAGAAUGGCACCAGGAAGGAUGGCCUCGACUUGAUUGCCAAGUGGCUGAGUGCCAAGCAGGGCGCCCGCUACGUGUGGGACAAGAAGGGCAUGGAUGCAGUAGAGGAUGACUCUGUAAGCCACCUGAUGGGCCUCUUCGAGCCCAAGGACAUGAAGUAUGAGCUGAACCGCAACACCUCCACAGACCCCUCCAUCGUGGAGAUGACGGAGAAGGCCAUUCGCAUCCUGCGCAGGAACCCCAAAGGCUUCUUCCUCUUUGUGGAAGGUGGCAGGAUUGACCACGGCCACCAUAGCGGCCGGGCCAAGCAGGCACUGAUGGAAGCCGUCAUGCUGGACCGGGCGGUGGCACGAGCAAGCGAGCUCACCUCCCCCUCUGACACUUUGACUGUGGUGACAGCUGAUCACUCCCAUGUCUUCACCUUUGGGGGCAACACGCUGCGUGGCACCUCCAUCUUUGGGCUGGCCCCCAAGAAAGCCAAGGACAAGCAAGCCUACACCAGCAUCCUCUAUGGCAAUGGUCCUGGCUACAGCAUCCGCAAUGGGGGCCGCCCAGCCCCCAGCCUCCGCACUGCAGGACACGGGUCUAAUCAGAGACUGAUAUGCCGAAUGCCUCCACACACCCUGCAAGGGCUGAUACCAGUUCAAAGUCCCUCCCCAGAUCUGCUAGAAAUGCAGACACUGACAGUGGUGGUAAUGGAUCUCACCAUGCGGCUCCUGGCACUCCUCAUCCUCUGCCUGGCCCUCUGGGCAGAGCUCAGCACUGCUGUCAUCCCAGUGGAGGAGGAGGAUCCAGCCUUCUGGAACAGGCAGGCAGCUGCAGCCAUCGAGGCCUCCUUCAAGCUGCAGCCCAGGGUAACCGAAGCCAAAAACCUCAUCAUCUUCCUCGGGGAUGGAUUCGGGGUCCCCUCCAUCACGGCCACCCGCAUUCUAAACGGGCAGCAGCAGGGGAAGUUGGGCCCUGAGACCCCCCUCGCCCUGGAUUCUUUCCCCUACGUGGCUCUUUCCAAGACAUACAGUGUGGACCGGAUUGUCCCUGACAGCGCAUCCACAUCCACAGCCUACCUCUGCGGGGUGAAGGGCAACUACCACACAGCGGGAGUGAGUGCAGCUGCCCGCCUCUCGCAGUGCAACACCACGGCAGGCAAUGAGGUGGUCUCGGUGCUGGAGCGAGCACGCAAAGCCGGGAAGGCGGUGGGCAUCGUGACAACAACACGGGUGCAGCACGCGUCACCCUCGGGGGCCUAUGCCCAUGUGGUGGACCGCAGUUGGUACGCGGAUGCCAGCAUACCCGAGGAGGCCCGUCUCCAGGGCUGCAAGGACAUCGCCUGGCAGCUGGUCCACAACGUUGACAUCAACGUGAUCAUGGGGGGUGGUCGGAUAUACAUGACCCCCGCAGGGACGCUGGACCCCGAAUAUCCCACCUAUGAAACAGAGAAUGGGAUACGGGAGGACGGGAAAAACCUCAUCGACAUGUGGCUGGAGGCACGGCCGGGUGCCCGGUAUGUCUGGAACAGGACAGAGAUGCUGGCUGCUGCUGCUGACCCCAGCGUGACUUAUUUGAUGGGUCUCUUUGAACCCAUGGAUAUGAAGUAUGACUUGCUACGUAACACCACCCUGGACCCAUCACUCGCUGAGAUGACAGAGGCAGCCAUCACCAUCCUGAGCAGAAACCCCAAAGGCUUCUACCUCUUCGUGGAAGGUGGCAGGAUCGACCAUGGCCACCACGAAGGUGCAGCCCAGAAGGCGCUGACGGAUGGGAUUGCAUUUGACCGGGCCAUCGACCGGGCGGGCACCCUGACAGACGAGGCGGACACCCUCACUGUGGUCACUGCUGACCAUUCACAUGUCUUCAGCUUUGGUGGCUACACUCUGCGUGGCUCCUCCAUCUUCGGUCUGGCUCCGGGCAAAGCUGCUGACAAUAAGAGCUACACGUCCAUCCUCUACGGGAACGGGCCGGGCUACGUGGGCGCUGUUCGGCCUGAUGUGAACGAAUCCACAGCCAGUGAAUUUAACUACGUGCAGCAGGCGGCUGUGCCUCUCGGGUCAGAGUCCCAUGGCGGUGAGGAUGUGGCCAUCCUGGCCAAGGGCCCCAUGGCCCACCUCUUCCACGGGGUGCAGGAGCAGACCUACGUGGCCCAUGCCAUGGCUUAUGCCGCCUGCCUCGAGCCCUAUGUCGACUGCCAGCAGCGGAACUCUGCCACUGGAUGCCACACCACCCUCCUGGCCCUGCUCGUCCCCACCUUCCUCCUGCCCCUCUUCCACUGACCUCACAGCCCUGCAUUGCCCCCUCCCCACUGCUGCGGCACCCACAAGUGAAUGGUGGCUUUUUAGAGCACCCCCAAUCUGGACAGGGCAGUCAUGAGGCACCAUAUCCAGGCAUGGGGGGGCCCUACGCCACCCGCGCAGGGUGCUUGGUGUUUAAUAAACACGGAAUAUGAUGCUACUGA
This is a messenger RNA of Strigops habroptila (Kakapo), 3611 nucleotides long. RefSeq names its product intestinal-type alkaline phosphatase-like. Bases 418 to 3429 code for a protein of 1003 amino acids. The transcript is spliced from 20 exons. The record is from RefSeq and is a predicted model, not a curated record. Gene Ontology annotation, biological process: dephosphorylation. Gene Ontology annotation, molecular function: alkaline phosphatase activity. Lineage: Eukaryota; Metazoa; Chordata; Aves; Psittaciformes; Psittacidae. Gene Ontology annotation, cellular component: plasma membrane.